CCGGGUCUGCGCCGCCGCCUCCGGGCGAGCAGAGCGCUGGCCCCAGCUGGCGGGCGCAUGUGGGGGCGCGCGGCUUGGAGGCGCUGCCCGCGGGGGCUGCGGCGCAGCCGCGAGGCGCUGCUGACGCUGCUGGCCUUGCUAGCGUUGGCCGGGCUGGGCUCUGUGCUGCGGGAGCGGCGCGGGGCCAGGGCGGCUGAGCCAGGACCCCUGCGCACCCCGCGCCUGGGGCGGCGCGACCCGGUCCUGCCGCGGCCGCCGGUACCCGGCGACGCUCUGGGCGCGCGGGGCGAGGCGGUGCAGCUGCAGCUGCAGGACGAGGAGCUGCGGCUGCAGGAGGAGAGCGUGCAGCUGCACCAGAUCAACAUCUACCUUAGCGACCGCAUCUCGCUGCACCGCCGCCUGCCCGAGCGCUGGAACCCGCUGUGCAAAGAGAAGAAAUAUGAUUAUGAUAAUCUGCCCACGACAUCUGUUGUCAUAGCGUUUUAUAACGAAGCCUGGUCGACCCUCCUCCGGACAGUUUACAGUGUCCUCGAGACGUCCCCAGACAUCCUGCUAGAAGAAGUCAUCCUUGUAGAUGACUACAGUGAUAGAGAACACCUGAAGGAGCGCUUGGCUGAUGAGCUGUCUGGGCUGCCCAAGGUGCGUCUGAUCCGCGCCAACAAGAGGGAAGGCCUGGUGCGAGCCCGGCUUCUGGGCGCUUCCGCGGCAAAAGGUGAAGUGCUGACCUUCCUGGACUGCCACUGUGAGUGCCACGAGGGGUGGCUCGAGCCACUGCUGCAGAGGAUCCAUGAAGAGGAGUCGGCAGUGGUGUGCCCUGUGAUCGAUGUGAUCGACUGGAACACGUUUGAGUACCUGGGCAACUCCGGGGAGCCUCAGAUCGGUGGCUUUGACUGGAGGCUGGUGUUCACUUGGCACAUGGUCCCCGAGAGGGAGAGGAUGCGGAUGCAGUCCCCCAUUGAUGUCAUCAGGUCUCCAACAAUGGCUGGAGGGCUGUUUGCUGUGAGUAAGAAAUAUUUUGACUAUCUGGGGUCUUAUGAUACAGGAAUGGAAGUCUGGGGCGGAGAAAACCUCGAAUUCUCCUUUAGGAUCUGGCAGUGCGGCGGGACCCUGGAGACACAUCCCUGCUCUCACGUUGGCCACGUUUUCCCCAAGCAAGCUCCCUACUCCCGCAACAAGGCUCUGGCCAACAGCGUCCGAGCCGCCGAAGUGUGGAUGGAUGAAUAUAAAGAGCUCUACUACCAUCGCAACCCGCAUGCCCGCUUGGAACCCUUUGGGGAUGUGACCGAGAGGAAGCAGCUCCGUGCAAAGCUCCAGUGUAAGGACUUCAGGUGGUUCUUGGAGAACGUGUACCCAGAACUGCAUGUGCCUGAAGACAGGCCUGGCUUCUUCGGGAUGCUCCGGAACAAAGGACUGAAAGAUUACUGCUUUGAUUAUAACCCUCCCAGUGAAAACCAAAUCGUAGGACACCAGGUCCUUCUAUACCUCUGUCACGGAAUGGGUCAGAACCAGUUUUUCGAGUACACGUCCCAGAAGGAAAUACGCUAUAACACCCACCAGCCAGAGGCCUGCAUCACUGUGGAGGCAGGAACGGACACGCUCGUCAUGCAUCUCUGCCAGGAAACUGCCCCAGAGAAUCAGAAGUUCAUCUUGCAGGAGAGCCAACUCAGGAUGUUUUCGGAAUUGCAAGUUGAGGGAAGGCUCUACCCUGCCACACUCUGAUGGUGAUUUACCCCAAGAGGGAGACCUGGCUGACCCUAACGCUGGGUUGAAGAGCUCCCUCCCCGCUUCACGGCCUCUGAGACCUUCCCGUUGAGGCAGCCGGACUCAGUGAUACUUCCUCUGCUAUCUGCUCUCUGUUCCUGAGGGUGAGGGCAGGGGUGGCCAGCGCACAGGAGGGUGCUCCCCUGCGGCACCGCCUCUGCCGGGAAAAGGAUUUCAGGUUUUUGCUGCCUGGAAAUGAGAUUCAUAUUUGGUAGACUCUCAAGUGAAGUCUAGACUCCCUUUUGUACUAGCGUAUACCUGACAUACACUGUCUCUUGCCCCCAACACUUCACUUUUCCCAGGUUAUUGGAAAGAUACAGGCUUGGCUGAAAAUUCAGAAACUAUGCAAGAAUCUAAAGAAAUCACUUAAAUUCUCGCUACCCAGAGACAGCACCAUUUGGAACUAUUUCCUUCCAGUUCUUUUUUUGUUACCACCAUCCUUUUCACUGGGUUGAAAUUGGCUCAGUAUUAGCUUUUGCCAAGUGAACCUGGUUCUGUCCUUUGGGGAAAAGCAAAAUUAGUCUCCUUCCUCUGCCCAUACCAGGGUUCAGAUGUGUGAAGACAAUGUUUCCACAGAUUCUUCCCAUCUCUGGGGGAAAAUCUAAACUCCAUUUUGAAAUGCCAGGAUUUAUCAUUACAA
Zalophus californianus (California sea lion) is the source of this 2401-nucleotide messenger RNA. RefSeq names its product polypeptide N-acetylgalactosaminyltransferase 12 (gene GALNT12). Gene Ontology annotation, cellular component: Golgi apparatus. NCBI's taxonomy places the organism in Eukaryota, Metazoa, Chordata, Mammalia, Carnivora, Otariidae. The record is from RefSeq and is a predicted model, not a curated record. Bases 58 to 1719 code for a protein of 553 amino acids. The transcript has 10 exons.